This is a messenger RNA of Fusarium vanettenii 77-13-4, 1542 nucleotides long. RefSeq lists its product as uncharacterized. Gene Ontology annotation, molecular function: protein binding. Lineage: Eukaryota; Fungi; Ascomycota; Sordariomycetes; Hypocreales; Nectriaceae. The coding region runs from base 1 to 1542 and encodes 513 amino acids. The transcript has 2 exons. The record is from RefSeq and is a predicted model, not a curated record.
AUGCACAGGAAGAGGCUGGCUGCCGAUUUCUUCUGCGCGAGGAGCUCACAAGAUCCAGAGCACCUUAUGUCUUUUGUCCGACAAGAAGACUCGAGCACGGUCGAGGAGCACCUACAAUUAUACCAAGAUCCGUACCGUCGACGGUAUGCCCAACCUGAUGGGCAAAAGCUGGAGGUGUCGGAUAAGCGGCGGGACUUUGAGCAUCCGACCAAGGAAGAGACUUGCAAGGGCAAUGAUGAGACGAAACGAAUAGUUGCCAAGCUUUGUUCUGCCAUUUCGCAAAAACUGCGUCGCCCCUACUACACCUCUCUUGAGCCGAUAUACGAAAUCUAUCUCCAACUCCCCGAACCUCGAAUGCUUCACCUCACAUGGCAAUGGCGAGACAAGUUUCUCAGGGUCAUGGGGAUGCCACCGAAGCGCGAUUCCGAGUCGAUGCUCCGGUACUUUGCACUGCUUGGCGAUGUGAGAAGCGUUGGCUUGACGCUGCGCCGGACUCAUUGGAACCUCGCCAUGGCGUUUGCUACGAAGUAUGCGGGCCGCGCAACGUCCACCGAGUUGGAGACUGCACUGCGGAUAUGGAGGGAAAUGGAGCGCAAUGCCGGUAUUAAGGGGAACGAAGUGACGUUCAACAUUUUGUUUGAUGUCGCCUCCAAGGUUGGCAAUUAUACCCUGGCCGAGAUGAUUUACAGGGAGAUGGAAAACCGGGAGAUUCCGUACAACCGGUAUCACCAUGUUAGUAUGAUACACUACUUUGGCCUGCAGAUGGACUCGGCAGGGAUCCGGGCUGCCUACAGGGACAUGGUCGAGGCGGGUGAGAUGAUUGACACUGUUGUGCUCAAUUGUGUCAUAUCGGGGCUUCUGAGGUGUGGCGAGGAGGUGGCGGCUGAAGAGACGUAUCGGAGUAUGAGGGAUGUCCAUUCAAUGUCCCCGGAUCUCCCUGAUAGGAACUACGGAAUGCCUCGGGUCAUAACCAAGGUGUUGAUGAUGUUCAGCAGAGUUGGACGGAAGCACCCCGAGCUCGGCAAGUCUUUGCAGAAGCAGAUCGAGCUUAGUCCGAACCUUCAUACCUACAAGCUCUUUGUGGAACACUACUCCACCCGGAUUGGGGAUCUGGCAAAGGUUGCUCAGUACCUGGAUGAGAUGAAGUUUCUUCGGAUCACGAUCCACCCGACCAUCUUCCUGGCUCUGCUCAAGGGCUUCUACUCUCACGGAGGGUAUUCAAGCUCAGAGUGGAGUGAGCAGCGCCUCGAGGGAGUCUUGAAGGCCAUGUACCAGGCCAAGGACGAGGGAGUACGAGGGUUUCGCAUUGACCGGUGGCUGGUCAUCUGGGCUCUGCGAGCAGUCAAGAAGUGCUCCUCCAACGAAGCCGUCGUCCGGGUUUACGAUGAACUGGCUAAGCGCUGGGACAUUGCACCAGACCGGAUCCCGUUCAUUCAGUCCCUGUUCGACAACGUUCUCAACGGCAGCGAUAUGAAGUCGGCGACGGGUCAAUGGGAUGGCCCGUCGUACCGGAGAUACAAAAAAGAUGGAACGCGGUUAUGA